Molecule: messenger RNA, 3159 nt
Organism: Chlamydomonas reinhardtii
Lineage: Eukaryota; Viridiplantae; Chlorophyta; Chlorophyceae; Chlamydomonadales; Chlamydomonadaceae
Exons: 8
Coding region: 303-1973 (556 amino acids)
Source: RefSeq, a predicted model, not a curated record
CAGAUGCGUCAUGGACAUAUUUAGAAAGAGGAGGCACGCGGCCCAAGCGGCCGCGCCUUCCGCCAUGGCCGGGAAUGCGCUGAGGGUAGUGUCGCCGAUCGACUUUCGGAAGGACUUGGGUGAAGAGUUGCAUGACGGCAUUAAGGCAACGGCGCUGCGGCCAGCGGGGAGCUCCAGCGUGUCGGCCAUGGCGGACGAGGGCCAGCGGCUUCGCGGCGGCAGGCGUUCGCAGCUUCGCCUAUAUCAAUUCAAGCCAGGAGUCGAUCAGGCCACUCAGGAGCAUAUCCGUCGCUGUUGGGGCAAUGAGCCGAGAAUACAGCGGCGCCGCCGGCGUGGCUCUGGCGUCAGGCGUGGCUUUGUUCAGUGCAAAUGCGACGGGCAACAGCUGUGCGCUGGACGCGGACGUGAAGGCGCAACUGGCGCGAAUGGAGCUGUCCCAGCGAGCCCGGGCUCAGCAGCACUACCAAGCAGACCUUACGGAGUGCAUGGAGGUUCUGCCGGCGCUGCACGGCUGUGGCGAUGCGUUGCUGGCGGCCCUGGAAGUGGUUCGCUCGGUUGUGCUGUCGGACUGCCGACUCAUCACGGACAGUGUGGAGUCCGAAGCCCAGCUGCUGGCGCAACUCGGCAUUACAAUGGCCGACCUGAACGCAAUUGCAGCCGCAGCAGCGGCGCCACGGCCAGCUGAGCUGUCCAUUGAGGAGGCUGCGCAGCGAACACCGGAACAGGUCAAGGCGGAUGAGGCGGCGAAGCAGGCUCGGGAAUUCCCGGACCAGGUCAUGGCGGUCACGGCAGCGUCACGCCAGGUACCCGUGCUGGUGACUCAAACCAGUGUGGAUGAACACGGCGCAGUCUGUGCGCAUGCAUCCCUGUACACCGGUGGCUCUGUCUUGCCGACCUGCAAUCCUGAGGGCAGCUGCGGCCGAGGCGAUAGUGGGUGUCGUCCAGGCGCUACGCCCAUAGCAGCGGACGGCGGGUGUGCUGCAGCUCCGGCGGUUGGUGGGGGCGGCGGCGGCGCGCCGGUGCAGCAGCAGCAGCAGCAACACGUGGUGGACGCAUCGGAGGUCAGCUACGUGACCAUCUGGCGUGGCCAUGCGUACAGCGGGGUUCCGGUGGGCGGCAGCAUCUCUUUCCUGCUGCCAGCUUUGGAGAUCGUGUCGCAGUCGGCCUGCAAGGAGCUGGGAAUGCCGUUCCAUAUGGGCUUGGUUCCUUCCGAGGCUCGCCGGUAUCUGGAGGAGGUGUCGCUGCCAAUCUACGUAAACGAGGGCCGUGUCGAAGCCCUGGCCCCCGGUCCAGCUCGUGGCUUCCUGGAGGACGUCGGGCUGAAGGUGCCGGUGGAGUCGGUGCUGGCACCUGACGGUCAUCAGCGAAGCGGCGGUGCUCGCGGUACCGCAACGGCACCGGUAGGCCUCGACUCCAACGACCUACCCGGGCCAAGCUUCUAUGACGCGUGGGUGGCGGCGGCACCGCGGCCGCUGCUGCGGACUCAUUCCUGGGCGGUAUGGGCGGUGCUGGAGGCAGCAGAUUCCAGGGCUUUCCCGACGAGGAUCCUGGGAACAUUCCUGCACAUCGGCAGUGCUACAUUACAGCGCGGGAUCGCGUCCGGCUGGGACCCUCAAGCUGUGCCGCGGCCCCACCAAACACUGUGGCUGGUGGCAACACUGGAAAGCGGCAUCGCGAGGUGGCUGGUGCCCUUCAGCAGAUCCCGCGCGUGGAGCGUGCUGCCGGCAGUCCAAAGGCGCCCAAGCUGCACCAUGGUGCACGCACGUCGCCACGUGCCGCGGGAGGUAUGGCAGCUGCGCGGGAAGCAGACCGUGCCGUGGUCGGCAAUGGUGGUGUCGCUGGUGCGUAUGGAGGCUAUGACGAUGACAACGCUGCGCACUACAACGCCGCGCAAAGCGGCGGGAAUGACGUGGCGGCUGCAGCCGGUGGUCACGACCAGGUGCAAAUGGACAGCUGCAGUAUGUCGGAUGUAGACAGUGCCGCUCAUGGCGGCGAGGACAGGGACUACUGCAAGCGGCAGCGUCGGCGGCGGAAGCGCCAGUCCAAGACAUCAUCCAAUGGCAAGCCGGGUGAGUGCGUCAGCGGGCGGGGCGGGUUGUGUAGCGGUGGCGUGGGUAACGAUGAGUCGUUGAGGUCGCGUGUGUGUGAUGGUAAAGCGCUGGCGGAAGUGGCGAAGGAAAACGGUGAGGAGUCCAUUCAAGAUAGUCAAGCGGCGCUGCGUGAGAAAGCGCGUGUUUUUGCGGAACUUGUGGUAAACGCGCCGUUCUCAGCGGCAACGGCUAAGGCCCGCGAGAAUGAGGCUGCGGCGUGGAGGUCAUACAAUGAGGUGUGCGCGCGGGAGUUCUGGCAUGAGAAACCAGAGAGUAAGGGUAGGUGGCCCUUGCCAGUUCGCCAAUGGUGUGAGCUGCUUGUUUUGUUGCGUCGCAAGUAUGGGUCGUACAACGCCUUUUGCAACGCCAUCAAUAUGGUAUGCAAAGUCGGUAGCAAGGCCGCCCACAAUGUGCAUAUAGCUGAAAGUCAGCGUGCUGGCGUUGACGUUGGGAGCAUGCAAGGAGUACGGGACUUUGAUCCGCGGGUCAUUUAUCAGGCGCAGCAUCGCAGCACUAUGGAUUUGGUCAGGAGGGACUCAGGUGUGCAGGUCAAGCAUACGGAAUAUAUCAACAUGGAGGAAGCACGUAACGGGCACAAAUUUACCGACCAUACCUCAUUGCCAGGGCUGCAAGAGAGUGCAUGCUGGAACAUGGAAAACUUGAGCGGCGGGCGGCGGCCCCGCAGCAUUGCCGCUCUGCGUGUUCGCCAUUUGCGGUGGACUGUUACCAGCGUGAAGCAUAGCUCGGGUAACUCAUGGCUCGCUCCGAGCCUGACAUAUGAGCCGCCCUCAACGGCAGGGAGCACGCAGCUUGCCGCCGAUGGGAGCAACUAUGCGGACAUGGUAAGACACGGCGGCAGUCCGGCACAGCAGUGCUGUGAUGUUGGUUGGUGUCAUGUUGAUUGGGGCAUCGAGGGCGGCUGCGGGACCCCAGGCGAGCCGUCACAAAAACCAACAAGGCUGUCCACGCGUGCUGUUCAGGUAACGAUUUCCUUUACGCGUCAGCACCACUGACCACUGGUGCGUGGAGUCAUCGUACGAGACGGUUUUGGCCUUAGCAAAAUCAUCAA